AGUGUAUAAGUGGCAGCGGCUCGCGAAAGUCGCUGCGAAGUAUUCCGGUUCUGCGCCGGUAUUCUGUUUUUGUACACAAUUAUCUCCGGCUCGAGGCUCACGCGAUAUCGCUAUAGUGUAGCGCGCUCGAUGCGCCCCGCUUUUUCGCACACACAAAUCUUCAAUCUUUGCAAGGUGUGUGUUGUGCGCACAUAGAGAGCAGCUGCGACGACAAUAUCUCUCCCUCCAGCCAGUCGAUAACCCUCUGUUAAACUCGGUAAACACUGUGUGUUUCAGCAGAUGAUAAGCUGCAAAAUCAAGGGAUUUGAAAUGUUCAAUUUUGCACUGUUUACACGCGUAAGGUAUUAGGACCUUAUGGCAUUGCAUCUAUAUGGCUGAAUAAUAACUAACAAAAGUAAAUAUGGCUCCUCAACCAAAGCCAACGGCAAAUCCAGAAAUUAAAUAUACUAAGUUAUUUAUCAACAAUGAAUGGGUCGAUUCAGUAAGUGGUAAAAAAUUUACCACUAUUAAUCCAGCUAAUGAAAAAGUAAUCGCUGAAGUAUCCGAAGCUGAAAAGGCUGACGUCGACAAAGCAGUAAAGGUGGCUAGAGCAGCUUUUGAAAGAGGUUCUGUCUGGCGUAAUCUCGACGCAUCUGCUCGUGGAAGACUCAUUUACAAUUUGGCACAACUCAUUGAAGACCAUGUGAACGAAAUCGCUAGUUUGGAAUCUUUGGACAACGGCAAGCCCUUCAAUAACUCUUACUACCAGACGUUAGAGUCAACUAACGUCUUACGAUACUUUGCUGGAUGUGCCGACAAAAUACACGGAUUAACCAUUCCUUCUGAUGGCAAAGAAUUCGCUUUGACCAGAAAAGAACCAGUCGGAGUUGUUGGUGCCAUUAUUCCUUGGAACUAUCCAAUAAUCCUUUUGAGUUUUAAACUUGGAAUGGCCUUGGCAGCUGGAUGCACAGUCGUCGUCAAGCCAGCAGAACAAACACCGUUGACCGCUCUGUACGUCGCGAGUUUAGUGAAAGAAGCCGGAUUUCCUCCAGGCGUUGUCAAUGUUCUUCCCGGCUAUGGUCCAUCUACAGGUGCGGCUAUUUCCUCACACCCAGACAUUGACAAAGUCAGCUUUACUGGCUCCUCAGUGGUAGGAAAAGCUAUAUUGGAAGCGUCUGCAAAGUCCAAUUUGAAAAAAGUCAGCUUGGAACUGGGAGGAAAGAGUCCAUUAGUCGUGUUUAACGAUGCUAAUUUGGAACUCGCACUCAAGUAUGCUUCCGAUGCUCUUUUCGUAAAUGCUGGACAAACCUGCAUAGCACCAACCAGAGUAUUUGUUCAGUCUGGAGUAUACGAUAAAUUUACCAAGAGAUUCGUUGAAAUUGCAUCCAAAGUCAAAGUUGGAGAUGCUUUCGAGCCAGGCGUAUUUCAAGGUCCCCAGAUUGAUACUAAAGGUUUCAACAAAGUUCUGUCAUUAAUUGAAACUGGGAAAAAAGAAGGAGCCAAGUGCGAAAUUGGUGGAAAGCGUCGUGGAAAUGUAGGAUAUUUUGUGGAACCGACCGUUUUCACUAAUGUUUCUGACGAUAUGACUAUUGCAAAGGAAGAGAUAUUUGGACCAGUUCAAAGCAUCUUCAAAUUUGAAACUUUAGACGAGGUGAUAAAGCGGGCUAAUAAUACUCCGUAUGGCUUAUCAGCUGGCGUUUUCACUGAAAAUCUAAACACUGCUUUAGAAUUUUCAAAAGCUGUGCAAGCCGGUACUGUAUGGGUUAACCAAUGGGGCGCUGUCCAUCCUCAAACACCUUUUGGUGGAUACAAGACAUCCGGUUUAGGCAGAGAAAUGGGUAUCGGUUCGCUGGACGAAUAUCUGGAAACUAAAACCAUAAACAUUAGCUUGCCGAGCAACCAUUAAUUUUAUUCGUAAGAAUAUAAUAUUUUAGUUAUUCAUAAGUUAUUAUAAAUAUAAUAUUUAUAAUAUAUUGUAAAUAGUCAGUGUAGAGCUACGACUGCGUAUGUAAUUUUAUAGAAGUGUAAUACAUUUCAAGUACAGUGUAAAAAGAUAUACUUGCAUAAGUUUUGUGAAAUGACGAAUAAUAAAAAAUAACAUUGAAUAAUUUGUUAAAUCACAAA
This is a messenger RNA of Nasonia vitripennis (jewel wasp), 2103 nucleotides long. Its product is annotated as retinal dehydrogenase 1. Bases 401 to 1885 code for a protein of 494 amino acids. Gene Ontology annotation, molecular function: aldehyde dehydrogenase (NAD+) activity. NCBI's taxonomy places the organism in Eukaryota, Metazoa, Arthropoda, Insecta, Hymenoptera, Pteromalidae. The transcript is spliced from 12 exons. The record is from RefSeq and is a predicted model, not a curated record.